Messenger RNA from Magnolia sinica, 2025 nucleotides. RefSeq names its product protein WVD2-like 5. NCBI's taxonomy places the organism in Eukaryota, Viridiplantae, Streptophyta, Magnoliopsida, Magnoliales, Magnoliaceae. The record is from RefSeq and is a predicted model, not a curated record. The transcript is spliced from 9 exons. Gene Ontology annotation, molecular function: microtubule binding. The coding region runs from base 341 to 1750 and encodes 469 amino acids.
AACCGUAUCCCCCUCUCUCAGAGGUUCUGCCAUCCGUACGCUCAUGGCGUCCGAGAUCCGACGCUCCGAUCUCCCAAACCAUCUCUUUCUUCUUCAUUCUACUUCUCCUUAACAUCUUGUCAUUUUCUCAAAUCUCUUCAUUUUCUCGGUUCUCGAUCGCUCCAAAUCCAUUUCGUCUCCGUCCGUUUGAGAUUUCAAAUGCGAUUCUUCUCCGAGCAGUAAAAAGAUCGAUUCGACUCGAGACUGAUUUCCUCUUUCUUUGGAGAUCCAAACGCCUGAAAAUAAUAGAUUUGAUUGAAAUAAAGAGAACUGCCUCUGGUCUGUCCUUUUUCAGUGUGCAAUGGAUGCCGAUGGUCUUGUAAAUGAGAGCGAUGAUGCAAAUGGUGUUCUUGAGAAGCUUCCUUUGCCUAGCAGGGAAGGUUUGGAUUUGGAUGAAGUAAAUGGGACUCUUGGUAAUAGUAUAGAGGUAGUGCAAACUAACAUAAGUUUGGAAAGCACACCUGCUCAAUCUUCUCUGGGAGAAAUUGAAGUCAAACCAAUUGUCUGCAAGGAAAGUUUUCGACGCGCUUCUAAGGAAUCUAUAGUGAAAGACUCUGAUGGUGCAAACCGUUCCAAACCCCAGAAGGGUGAAGGGAAGAUCAGAAACUCAUAUACCACUAGCGAGAAGCCUUUGAGCACCGGACAUGCUGGAGCAACUUCGGUGAAAAAGGACAAAGAUGGGAAACAAGUGGGGGCAACUUCUUCUGUUUCAAAUGGUUCCCUCACUGUGACUUCCCGUUCUAAGCAGCCUUUUGCCCUUGCAAGCAACAGGGGUUCAAUUAAUGCAAAGCCGGCUUUUGAGGGAAAUGAAAGUGUUGAUUCGGGCAGCCCUACAAGAUCAAUGUCAGCAGCAAGUACUUCUCUGCAUUUCAAGCCAUCUGAAAGGUCUGGAUCAGCAACUUCCACCACCAAAGCCUUGCAGCCUGAUGGCCUGAAGGAAGAGUUAAAUGAACUGAAGCCUCUGAACCAGCGACCACAUGGUAAAGGCGAAGAACAUUCUCGUUCAACUUCUUCAAGUCCCACUGCAGCAGGUUCGAAACCCCGAAGAGCGGGAAUGAUGCCUACCUACAACUUUAGUUUUAAAUGUGACGAGAGAGCUGAGAAAAGGAAAGAGUUCUUCACUAAGCUUGAGGAAAAGACUCAUGCGAAGGAAGUGGAGAAGACUACCUUGCAGGCCAAAUCUAAGGAAACUCAAGAAGCAGAGAUUAAGAUGCUCAGGAAGAGCUUGACUUUUAAAGCAACCCCCAUGCCCAGUUUCUAUCAAGAGCCUGCACCUCCCAAGGUGGAGUUGAAGAAGAUACCAACAACAAGAGCCAAAUCUCCAAAGCUUGGCCGCCAGAAGAGCUUAUCAUUGCCUGGAGCUGAAGGAAGCAGCAACCCUUCAUGUCGGCCAGCCCGGCUGAGCCUUGAUGAGAGGGUCUCCAGAACUGGUCCCACCAAAGAAUCGUCCCCACAUGUGAAGAAGCCUCUCCGGAAGUCCCUUCCCAAACUGCUCUCAGAGAGAUCCACAUUGGGAAAUCCAGGGUCCCGGAAAACAGACCUGCCAAAGAAUCCCCUCCACAUUGCCUCUGAGGCACCUUCCGCAGCCGAAAUGAGCCAAACUGAAUCCAAGCAAGAUGGGCCUGCAGCGGCUGAAGAGCAAGAGGAGCACACCAACCAGGAGCGUGUUAUUGAAGCUAUUUCAUCUGUGCCUUGCGUGGAAGGGUGCUGAAAGGGUCAGUGGCAGAUUCAUGGAGCCAUCAAUGCCCUUUCUUCCUAUAUAUAAAAUAAAUAAUAAAGAAAAAAAGAAGCCAAUAAGGCUGUAGAUGUUUACUGAUAGACGGACGAAGGCAUGGGAAGAUUUUGUAUGAUGGGUUGUGAUGUUUUCUUGUUCAUAGUCUGCCGCAGCAUAGCCAGGCCUUUGGUGUGUGACAUGUUUGCAAUUAGAACUCACGCCUGUAUUUGCAGCACUGUAUUAUUUUGCAAUUUUAUGUUCUUGUUUCUGUA